CCGCCACUCUUCUUCAGUCAGUACUCGCACGCCGUACCUGUUCGUCAGUGCAUCGUGCUCGUUUCUAUUACAUCGUGUCGCCACCGUCGUGUUUUACGUAUUCUACGUGCACGCAUGGUGUUAAUAUUUUUAUAAUUUUCACGGCAGUGCGACUUUUACGAAACUUUCUCAUAAUAUAUUACGAUUCGAUUACAUUUUUAUUAUUUUUAUAUUAUUUUUAUUUUUUUGACUCGUAUUUUUUUUUUCAUCCGUUUAAUCGUCUCUGCGUCAAAGGCGGCGACAGAUAGCGAGCGCGCAUCGCACGACCCCCAUAACAACGCGUUGUAGUGAAUCGCGUGAUAUUUAUAUCGGUUUUCGUUCGAUAUCGAUAUCGAUAUAUUAUAUAAUAUUAUAAUAUCUGUUAAAAUGUUCGAACCGGUGUCGGUGGUAGGAUCCCGCGGGAACUUCCAGCAGAUCACUUAACGGCGUGGCGAGAGCACGGGUAGUGUGAAGAACGGACGCGAAGGAUAAGAAAAGGAUAGGCGUGUAAUCGACGACGACGACAACUAUCAACACCACGAGGACGACGACGACGACGACAAAACCGUUCGGGAGUCCUGCUGCAGCGCACAUGGCGGCCGGCACUACGGUCGAACGACAGCAGACAGCGGCGGUCCGGCGAGCGUCCGCGGUCGCCCGGUGGACCGGGGCCGCGGCGUUGUGCCUGACGGUCGUGGUGUACGUGUGGCACGUGCACGGCACUAUGGAACGCCGAGUGGCCGAUCUGGAAGCCGCGGUGGCCUCCAUGCAGCGGCAGCUGGCCGACGGUCCGUCCGGCAUUACGGUCAAAGGACUAGACCUGCAGCCGCUCAGGAACAAGCGGGACGCGACGUCUGCACAGUGCUUGUGCCCUCCCGGGCCUCCCGGCAAACGGGGAAAACGCGGGAAAAAAGGCGACACCGGCGACCCAGGACCAGCGGGCCCAGCCGGUCCACCUGGGAAAAAUGGUUUUCCGGGCCCGAAAGGAAUGAAAGGCACCAGAGGCUUGAUGGGACCCAUCGGACUGGACGGACCGAAAGGCGACGUCGGCCAUCCGGGUGACAAAGGACAGAAAGGAGAUUCCAGUGCACCAAAUUUCGACAUCUACGCAGCGGUCAAGGGAAGCAGCAGUAAACGGUCUGUAACGACGCUGAGAGGAGGUACUCUCGGAUACGCAGAGAUCGUAGCCGUAAAGGGCGAGCCGGGAGAACCAGGACCACCAGGACCAGUUGGAGCACGAGGACCCGAAGGCGCAAUGGGGGUGGAAGGCAAACAAGGACCACCCGGCGCUCCAGGAUUGGUUGGACCAAAGGGCGACCGAGGAGAACAAGGGCUGCAGGGUACACCUGGUCUACCCGGACCAAUCGGUGAGAAAGGCGAGAGAGGUGACAAGGGCGAUCGAGGAUUAACGACGACACUAAAAGGCGACCAAUUCCCAACUGGCAUCAUCGAAGGACCUCCAGGACCACCAGGACCACCUGGAUUACCAGGUCGCAACGGCACGGACGGUAUUUCAGAACCAGGUUUACCAGGACCCCAAGGACCUCCGGGACUGCCAGGUACAUCCGGUCCUAAAGGCGAAAAAGGAGAUUACGGAGACAUUGGACCCCCAGGUUUAAUGGGACCUCCAGGCUUACCCGGUCCACCUGGAUAUCCAGGUCAAAAGGGUGACAAAGGUGACAAAGGCGAGUCGAAGUACAACAACAAGAAGAUCAGGAGACGACAAUUCCAAGGUGAUGGUGUUUUCGAAACAGCUAACGAACCGCAGCUAGUGGGGCCUCCUGGACCACCUGGACCGGCCGGAUUGCAAGGUCCUCCCGGCAUAAAGGGUGAGCGAGGCAAAGACGGCGACAAAGGCGAAAUAGGCGAGAAAGGAUCCAAAGGAGAUCCCGGGCCAAUGGGCUUACCUGGCCCAAUUGGACCUAGAGGAGAUUCGAUCCCGGGCAAAACCGGUCCCACGGGUCCUCCAGGACUGGACGGGAUGAAGGGUGGUCAAGGGGAGCCCGGUACCAAAGGGGAACGUGGAGAUCCUGGCCUGCCUGGUACGGAUGGCAUUCCUGGUGGUGAGGGUCCCAAAGGAGACAAGGGCUACAAAGGUGAACCCGGUCCGACCGGUAAAAAAGGCCGAAAGGGAGACAAGGGCGAUAAAGGCGACCAGGGAGUGCCGGGAUUGGAUGCGCCGUGUCCCAUAGGACUAGACGGAUUGCCAUUACCCGGAUGCGGUUGGAGGCCACAAAAGGAGCCAACGACCACGACGAAAUCGUACAGAUCCAUGUCACAGACCACGGAGGCGCCAACGGACGCUUAUGACGACGAGGGCGGUGACGAGGAGACCGGAGGCGAUUAUGGCGACGAGUACACCGACGAGACGGAAUCUUACCAAUCGGCCACAAAAAAAUAACACUGUUCGACAUCCAGAGAAGUUCACCGUCGACGACAAUAAAUUGCUCCGAAAUCAAAACGGUGGCGCAAUUUAUACAAUACAGAUAACAUCGAUUGAAACGCGACGGAAAACGUCACUAGGUU
Messenger RNA from Sipha flava (yellow sugarcane aphid), 2544 nucleotides. RefSeq names its product collagen alpha chain CG42342. The transcript has 27 exons. The coding region runs from base 611 to 2419 and encodes 602 amino acids. NCBI's taxonomy places the organism in Eukaryota, Metazoa, Arthropoda, Insecta, Hemiptera, Aphididae. The record is from RefSeq and is a predicted model, not a curated record.